AUGUUUCCACAGGUGAAGAUAUAUGUGGGAGCGACACAAACGUAUGCUGUAAAUGAUUCACUUGUACGAGUCUUCAACGAUGACAAUUUUGCUCCAGCGUUCCGGUCAGCAUCAAAGAGUUCUCGAACCUUUAAAUCGAAAAGCCCAAGACACACAUGGCAAAUGCUCUAUAUGUUCCAAUCCAUUCACUGUGAUGACCUUCUCAGUAAUACAGAUGUCAUGGAAGAGAUAUCUCACGCAGACCUCGUUGUUGGUGAAUUUAUUUACCUCUGCUCGUCUUUGGUCGCGGAUAAAUUCUCACUUCCACUUGUUCUAAUAUCAGCUGCCACAUUAGAUACUCCCACAGCAUUCGCCUUCGGCUUACCCGCCCCUCCUUCCUACAUACCACAGAUUGGAGUUUCUCUUUCAGACAAGCUAACAUUUACAGAAAGAGCAUGGAGUCUUUUACAAUGGAUUAUUCUAUAUGGAUCUUACAUUUACGAUAUGUGUCCGCCUUAUGAGAAGAUCAAGGCAAAGUACGCCAUUACACCCAGCAAGAGCAUACAAGAAACACUUGGCAGAGUUGACUUGAUAAUCGGUCAGAUGGAUUUCUUUAUAGAGCAUCCAAGGCCUCUUUAUCCGAGUAAGUGCCAACACUGUUUUAAAUGGGCAUCCUUUUUUUUUUUUUUUUUUUUUUUUUUUUAAUUCCUUUACUACGGCUAUUAUAAACCUAUAGACUACGUGCUUCUCGUGUGCCUCACUUCCACUGGCUUGUGCGACGCAGUAACAUCACAAUUUUUUCGCUGAUUUUUUUUUUCGACUUCGCUACGGACUUUUGCCGAAAAGGAGGGAAUGGUCGUAGUCCAGUGUAACUCGGGUCUUAAAAUCGGCAGUAUGCGUGAAAGGAUACAGCAAGUUGAAUAUUACUCCUAACUGCUUUUAUACCUGCAAACUAAGGUUUCAAUGAAUUUGAGCCAAAAAAAAAUUAAAGUUCACGAUAUGGAUUUUUUUUAAGUCAUCCAUCUAGGUGCGGGGCCUCACCAACAGAGUUUUACUUUCUUAACCUCAUUGAUCAAACGAUCAAGGAAUGAGCAUUUCAAGACUUUAAUGCUCCAUAUCGAGGCUUGGAUAAAUCUGUAUGUUUUACCGCCAUUAAUUUCCUUGCUUGAAUCGCACUCUAAGAUAGUGUGAACAAUUCUAGAUUUUCUAGAGUCAUGUAACGCGAGCUUACUGAAGAAAGCAAUCCAGCGGAUAGGAUGAGAUUCUGAGCCUCGAAGAGAGAAACGAGAUUUAUAGCGGAUCAUCUUCCAUAGUGAAUAUCGUGAGAUCUUCAUUUCAUUCUAGAUACACGUGUUGUGGGUCCAUUCCUUGCUAGUCCAGCUAAAUCUCUACCAAGCGAGAUAGAUCAGUUCUUUCAGAAGGCUGGGGACGAGGGCGUGAUCUUGGUGUCGUUUGGUACCGUGGUUGAAGCAAUUAGUGAUUCAUUACUGAAAAUUAUGGCUGAAACUUUCUCUAAACUACCACAGAAGAUUAUAUGGAAACUUAAGCCUAAUGGUAUGUCUGUCUGAAAAUAUAAAUCAUGUAUUAGAUUUAACACAGCAACGUCGAUAGGAAGAAAUUUCUUUGGACUGAACGUCUUGUAGGCGAAAUCGUGUAUACCCUCAACCAAAACUGAAAUUAUUCCACCAAACUGGGCUAUAGGAGUUUCGUGGAAAACAAGGCGUUUUACAGGGUGUAGUGUUAUGUACCAUGUAGGAAGAACCUACAACUUUAUAUCAAUUAACCCUUUCACUCCCAAGAUCUCAUUAGUAAUUCUCCUUACUGUCUGCCAUUCGCUUCUUAUGAUGUUAGUUCCUGGAAUCUGGUAUUGAAUCAACUAAUAUUUUCCCCUAAGUAAUAUUUUUCUUUAUUCUCAUCACUUGUCUCUUUGAUAUUAUAUUUAUUUAGUAAGGAGAAAUUCUGUCUUGGUCGCCUAUGGAAGUUAAAAGGGUUAAUAGAGAAUUUAAAUGAAAGAAACAUCAUAUAUCUGUAGUGCUGACAGUUCAAAGGGCGAUUGACUUCUUGAAGUAUUCAUUAAAAACAAGACAGACGUACAAUGUAAAAUAAUUAUAACAAGAAAAUAAUCUUCUGCUUAUAACUAUCGUAUUGGUGCUACAACCGUAAUAAGCUUCUGAUUGGAGUUACUCCCUUCAAACAAUAUUGACAAAGAACGUGACGAUCCAACGAGAAUAAUAUGACAGAGUACCUAAUAAAGAUGACACAGUAUUUGCGUAUAGAUUUUUCUCGGAUGUCGUAGCAAGUCAUGAUCUUCUUUCUCAAAUUUUGUAGAAAUUUCAAAAAUCACCGUUAGCGACAACAUCAAACUGUUGCCAUGGCUUCCCCAGAAUGACAUUCUUGGCCACCCUAAGACACGGCUAUUUAUCGCACACGCAGGACUCAAUGGAAUGCUGGAAUCAACCUACCAUGGUGUUCCUAUGAUAUGUUCACCUUUCUUCGGAGAUCAACCACACAACGCCCUGGCUGCAAAGCGGGCUGGGUUUGCUGAAGUGGUGGACCUUGAUACCACAUCAACAGAGGAGUUUUUUAAUUUGAUACAGAAAGUUUUAACAGAUCCAAGGUUAGUAUCACAGAGUUAAAAUACUUUUUCAUCGCUUCUUGAAAACAUUCCUUCACGAUCAUAAAUAAAAUCCUUAUGAAAUGAACUUCAUAGAGAAAGCUCCUUGAUACAGCGUAGCUCACAGCGCAGCGGAGCUCCAUACCUUCAAAGACAAAUUUUGGUAACCUAUAAAGCCGCGAAGUUUGUUCUGUCACGUACGUCAGCACAUACAAGUUGCUAAUUAAAUAAGGCGGAUCAAUUCUCAACCCGUGAAGGAAACGUUUCCUCUUGCUCCAUGACCGUGAGAAAAUAGAAAGACCCUGGGAUCAAGGCCUUUCACACAUCACUUGAUAUUGCUACUCAGUUUAACUCCUUACCUAAAAACUGAUACCGAUAUUAACAGUUGCAAUUUGAUUCAUUUAGCUACCGAGAGAAAGCAAAGCGAAUAUCAAAAUCUGUUCAGCUGUUGCCACGUUCACCCGUCAAGGAAGCCGCUGAUUGGGUGGAAUAUACACAGGCUCAAGGUGGUUUACAGUACCUAAGACCACGUGGCCUGGAUCUGCCGCUUUAUAAGCUCUUCCUUCUUGAUGUUUUGGCCGUUGUACUCUUAGUUUCAGUUGUUGUUUUAUUUGUCAUCAUUAUCAUGUUUAGAUCUGUAAUACGGUGUUUAUCAGGGUCCUCAAGGAAAGAGAAGGCAAACUGAAACGAGGUCGAGCUAGGAAUCCGUUGUUUUUCGGUUUACAUGGCGACUUCUGAAAUAUAGCUACAGGGCUAACGCUCGGAACGUCACCUUUAGAAACUCUUUACGGUGCCCAGUUUACAUUACCAACUCACUUUAUGAUACCAAAUAAUCUUGACAUACCGAAGAGUCGAGAACGAAUUCUUCGUUAUCCUUUACUCUCUUUGAUGACUGUGUUGAAAUAAAUAUGAAGAGGCAAAAAAAUGUUGAAAUUGACCUUUACGCAAAAUCUGCAAUACCACCGGUGCUCAUACACAGGGUCGCAGAAAACAUCAAUACAUACUUGCUUAUUGUCUUUUCUCAUUGCAUUUUGUAUCGAAAGUAAAAUUUUGUGGUGUAACAGACAUUGUUACUUGGUGAGCCCGCGAUGCCGAGUGCCAAACUCAUCAUGAUACUAGUAGUUAAGGAGGAAGCACUUGAGAAGAAUCUCUGGUAAACAUGUGUCGCAUUUUAGGCUGCUGAACGCGUAUCUCAAUAAACACUUCUUGGUUUGAGUUAUAUUUGAGUUGUGGAAGACACUACUGGACUACCAAUCUAUUCCACAAUAACUUCGUCUGUUGCAUGCAGAACUCUUGUCUGAACUUUGCUGUAAACUCAGAAGUGUGUCAAGGAUGUGUAAUGUCUGCUUUCCUGUUUAUAAUCAUUAUAGACUGAGAGCAACCUACCCUGCGCAAUCUGCUCAGUGCGACUAACAUAUCCUGCGCAAUCUGACUGCUGCGAGCAACAUAACCUACGCAAACUGAUGGUAUGAGUAACAUAACUUGCGCAAUCUGAUUGGGAGAACAGCACUGCUCUCGACGACUUAGGUGUGAUUAUUAUAAUUUUCUUUGCCAAGGAUAUCUCAGUUAAAUGAACGGCCUCCAGGAUGUUGACUGCUCAUUCAGAUCACUGAAUUAAAAGUCACUGCUGGGCUAGGUGAAAAAACAUGGUCAUAUUGGUAUUCUUUCGUUCAAAGUCCGUCAUAUCCCCCUAAGGUUAUCGUACAAGAACUUGUCGAUGACUCAGUGAAAUCCACGUCAGAUCAUAUUGUCAUCUAUUUUCGAACUGUAAAAAAAUAUGAAUAUAAGAAAUGAACUAAAAGAUAAACAAUGAAACAUUGUUUUUCGGAAAAUUAAGCCUCCUGUAUUGUCUGAAGCCUCUAGUCAUAAAUUUCCAGAGCGAGUUGACGUUAGGUCUGUUAAAGGGCAUAAUAAUUUGUUUCGUCGGUUAUAAUUACGUUCAGAGCUCUCAAACGAGAAAAAUUUCUCAUUUUGGCUCCUUGUCAGCGGUAUGGUCGCCAGAUAAUGACAUUAUUUGUACUACAACUUGUAGAUGCACUGCAAUCUAUGUUAGUCUGUACUGUUAUAUGAUCUCAAAAUGUAAAAAAGGGAAGAGAAACAGCCUCUCGGUGCAGUCUGACGUCUAUUAGUAGACCUCUAGAGCGAGUAAACAUAUAGACGCAGAUAUCAUCUACGAACCAAAUAGAAAGUUUAAAAAGCUGAGCCAGUAAGCCCUGUCGUUCGAUAAUAAACAGAUUAAAGCAGGAUAAAUCUGUUUUCAAGGCGGUCAAGGACUUAGGCGGCCCCUGGUCUGCACUUAACAGUAAUUCAUGCGUCACGAAUUUUAUGGGAAAAAUUCAAACUUCCUUUAAUAUUUCUUUUCAAUAAAAGUUACAUGUCGUGUAGUAAUUUUAAGUUUUAACACGCGUCACGUCAAACUCUUUGCGACCUUCAUCAUUCCUUCAGAGCUGUCGAACGUAGAAGAAAGUAGGUGAGUUUCCGUCGUCGUGUGGUAAGUCUUACGCAAUCCAUCUGCUUGCGUGACCUGACUCGACCCAAAGUCUCUGAUCUCGAACUUUGUAACCAUGUAUUUGGUGUUUAAUGAAUUGCACAAGAUGGCGGCUAUUAUUAUAUCGGUGUUUUUCGCUACUCUUUCCAGCUCUCUGGCUGCAAAUAUAGUCACGAUUCCCAUGUUUGGGAAGAGCCAUUACAUGUUUGUCUCCCGUCUUGGACAGGAACUGGCGGAGAGAGGUCAUCAGGUAUGCAAAUUUGAAAUGAGACUUAGAACAUUCUAACUCAGCCUCUGGCAGUAAGCAACGUUAGGGCAGCUGAAUGAUAUCUAGAUACGAAACUUAUCUAAUCGUGUUUAGGCGAGGAGCAUAUUUCAUAAAGAAAAGCAGAAUAUGAGAAGAAUAUAACGAGUUCAUGGACUGCUUUCAUGUCAUUUGCUGACACAGCGACCUCCUCACCAACCUCGCCAUGUAAAAUAAUUAACUACAGUCCUUGUGAGCUUUUCGCUCGCACAAAUGGGAAAAAGAGACUGACAUAGAAACAUUUCCUGGACAAAGCGCUGUUAGAUUGAAUUUAUUCUUGAACUUUUCAGUUUUUAGCUAUCUUCCAGUCUGGGCCACAAGGCUGAUUAAAUUUUGUUUACUUUACUGUGGUUUAAUUAGAGGCCAAACGUGACAUCAGUAACUGUUGAGGACACUAGCCAGAAGGCUCAUUUUUAUUUAAUUGAGCAUCAGAAUGAUCCUAAUAGUAACAAUGUUUAUCUGGUUGUUUAUAUUUCUAUUGGUUUUGUAAUCGGACCUUUCAGCGUCACCACGCGCAUAUAAAAGCGAGUUUAGCAUCCCUGUAAUCAGCUCUUCGUGAGUUUUGAGUAGUCUUAGUGAACUUUCGUCUUUUCGUUUCCUAAACCUUUGGCACAAGCGGAACCGAUAUUUUACGAUCGAUCGAUUGAUUGAUUGAUUAUGAUUGAUUUUCGAUUACUUGCAGGAUUUAAAAUUCGUGUAAAUGGUCAACUUUGGUCCGUUAUUCUUCAAUCUCGAUCUGUAAAAUAGCCCCCAAACACCUCGUUAACCGCCUCUUAGAGCGACACCGCUUAAAACCUUCUGAAUUAGAAUUUUCGUCGCCGCAAGUGCUACAAUAACCUUAACACCCUUUAUUUUUAACUAAUCCUAAGCAAAUAACGUACCCACCGUAAAUUUACUCAGACUAAGUAAGUACUGCUGUGACGAAUUUUGAGCCGACUAAUUUUUCACCGGACUAUUGGCAAUUUAGGAAAUGUAAUGCUAAUGUUGAGGUAUUGUUUAUUUUGUAAAGAGAUUGUCCAAAGGAAGAUUCACUCGCUAAGAGAACAUGUGCACGAAACAUUUGCACGGCUUGCGAGUUGCUAUUACUGAGUUCAGCAUCAAAUCUUUGCUCUCAUUCGGUCAAUCUUGAAAACGAUCAUAUACUGCUGAAUUAGACGGAAAGAAUAUAGCCUCGUCACUCUUGAUCAAUAUCCGGAAGGAUUACAUUUUAACUUCAUCUGAGAUUUAAUGACUCUUUUCCGAUGCACACCAAUAUCUCCACUGGAGGUUCAUUAAUCCCCAUGGCUUCUCAGCCGGAUGUCUUUUGGAGAGAGAAAGACUAUUACAAACUUGUAAGAGAGGCACAGUAGGAGUGAUUGUUUUUGUUCCGAACUCUCGCACUUCUUUGGUUGAAAAAACUUCAAUAUUUUAUAACCAACAAAGGUAGGCUUUCAGAUACAGGUAUAUUUUGAAACAAAACAAACAGCCUACACUAAAUCUAGAAACCAUCAAAUGUAUUACGAAUUCUACGUUAUACCCCUUGUGUAUAUCCCUUGUGCAAGUAUUGCCGGAUAAAGCCUAAAAUACUUGUAAAUAUUUCCACAGGUAAAGAUAUAUGUGGGAGCGACACAAACGUAUGCUGUAAAUAAUUCACUUGUACGAGUCUUCAAUGAUGACAAUUUUGCUCCAGUGUUGCGGUCAGCAUCAACAAGUUCUCCAACCUUCAAAUCGCUAAGCCCAAGACAAGAAUGGCAAAUGCUCCUAAUGUUCCAAUCCGUUUACUGUGAUGACCUUUUUAGUAAUACAGAUGUCAUGGAAGAGAUAUCUCACGCAGACAUCAUUGUUGGUGAAUUUAUUUACCUCUGCUCAACUUUAAUUGCGGACAAAUUCUCACUUCCACUUGUUCUAAUAUCAGCUGCCACAUUGGAUAUUCCCUCAGCAUUCGCCUUCGGCUUACCUGCCCCUCCUUCCUACAUACCACAGUAUGGAGUUUCUCUUUCAGACAAGCUAACAUUUUCGGAAAGAGCAUGGAGUCUUUUACAAUGGAUUAUUCUAUAUGGAUCUUACAUUUACGAUACGUGUCCGCCUUAUGAGAAGAUCAAGGCAAAGUACGCCAUUACACCCAGCAAGAGCAUACAAGAAACACUUGGCAGAGUUGACUUGAUAAUCGCACAGAUGAAUUUCUUGAUAGAUCAUUCAAGGCCUCUUUAUCCGAGUAAGUACCAACGCUCUUUAGAAUGGGCAUUUUUUUAUUUUUUUAAAAUUCCUAUACCACGGUCACUAUAAAUCUGGAGACUACCUUCUUUUCGUGAGCCUCGCUCCCACUCGGCUGUACGACGAACUUAGCGACGAACUUAGCGACGAACUCCACGACAAACUUCGCGACGGACUUCGCCGAAAAGGAGGGAAUGAUUGUAGUCUUAUGUAACUCGAGUACUUAAAAUUUGCGGCAAGAGAGAAGGCUACUGCUAGUUGAACAUUAUUCCUAAAUAUUUUUAUAACUGCAAAUUAAGGUUUCAAUGAAUUUGAGUGAAAAAAAGGAAAGUUCACAUCAUGGAGAUAUUUGUCAUCCUUUUAGGUGCAGGCCCUCACCAGCUGGGUUUUUGACUUUCUUAACUUCAUUGAUCAGAUGAUCAAGGAAUGAGCAUUUAAGAACUUUAAUUCUAGACUUUCUAGAGCCUACUGAAGAAAGUAAUCCAACGGAUAGGAUGAGAUUCUGGGCUUCGAGGGGACAAACAAGAUUUAUAACCAAUCAUCUUCCUUAAUGUAUAUCGUGAGAUCUUCAUUUCAUUCUAGAUACACGGGUUGUGGGUCCAUUCCUUGCUAGUCCAGCUAAAUCUCUACCAGACGAGAUAGAUCAGUUCUUUCAGAAGGCUGGGGACGAGGGCGUGAUCUUGGUGUCGUUUGGUACAGUGGUUGGAGCGCUGAGUGAUUCAUCACUGAAAAUUAUGGCUGAAACUUUCUCCAAACUACCACAGAAGAUUAUAUGGAAACUUAAGCCCAAUGGUAUGGUUGUCGGAAAAAUCGUAUGGUUGUCGGAUCCAUUAGUAAUUCUCCUUACUGUCUGCCAUUCGCUUCUUAUGAUGUUAGUUCCUGGAAUCUGGUAUUGAAUCAACUAAUAUUUUCCCCUAAGUAAUAUUUUUCUUUAUUCUCAUCACUUGUCUCUUUGAUAUUAUAUUUAUUUAGUAAGGAGAAAUUCUGUCUUGGUCGCCUAUGGGAAUAAAAGGGUUAAUAGAGAAUUUGAAUGAAAGAAACAUCAUAUAUCUGUAGUGCUGACAGUUCAAAGGGCGAUUGACUUCUUGAAGUAUUCAUUAAAAAAACAAGACAGACGUACAAUGUAAAAUAAUUAUAACAAGAGAAUAAUCUUCUGCUUAUAACUAUCGUAUUGGUGCUACAACCGUAAUUAGCUUCUAAUUGAAGUUACUUCCCACAAACAAUACUGACAAAGAACAUGACGAUCAAACGAAGAUAAUAUGACAGGGUACCUAGUGAAGAUGACAGUAUUUGCGUGUACAUUUUUCGCAUAACUCUUACACAACGUCGCAAUUCAUUAUCUUCUUUCUCAAAUUUGCAGACAUUUCAAAAAUAACCGUUAGCGACAACAUCAAACUGCUGCCAUGGCUUCCCCAGAAUGACAUUCUUGGCCACCCUAAGACACGGCUAUUUAUCGCACACGCAGGAAUCAAUGGAAUGCUAGAAUCAACCUACCAUGGUGUUCCUAUGAUAUGUUCACCUUUCUUCGGAGAUCAACCACACAACGCCCAGACCGCAAAGCGGGCCGGGUUUGCUGAGGUGGUGGACCUUGAAGCCACAUCAACAGAGGAGUUUGUUAAUUUGAUAAAGAAGGUUUUAACAGAUCCAAGGUUAGUAUCACAGAACUUAAAUACUUUUUCAUCACUUCUUGGAAACAUUCCUUCAAACUGAUACAGAUAUUAACAGUUGCAAUUUGAUUCAUUUAGCUACCGAGAAAAAGCAAAGCGAAUAUCAAAAUCUGUUCAGCUGUUGCCACGUUCACCCGUCAAGGAAGCCGCUGAUUGGGUGGAAUAUACACAGGCUCAAGGUGAUUUACAGUACCUAAGACCACGUGGCCUGGAUCUGCCGCUUUAUAAGCUCUUCCUUCUUGAUGUUUUGGCCGUUGUACUCUUAGUUUCAGUUGUUGUUUUAUUUGUCAUCAUUAUCAUGUUUACAUCUGUAAUACGGUGUUUAUUAGGGUCCUCGAGGAAAGAGAAGGCAAACUGAAACGAGGUCGAGUUAGGAAUUCAUUGUUUUUUGGUUUACAUGACGACUUCUGAAAUAUAGCUACAGGGCUAACGCUCGGAACGUCAGCUUUAGAAACUCUUUACGGUGCCCAGUUUACAUUACCAACUCACUUUAUGAUACCAAAUAAUCUUGACAAACCGAAGAGUCGAGAACGAAUUCUUCGUUAUCCUUUACUCUCUUUGAUGACUGUGUUGAAAUAAAUAUGAAGAGGCAAAAAAGUGUUGAAAUUGACCUUUACGUAAAAUCUACAAUAUCACCAGUGCUCAUACACAGGGUCGCAGAAAACAUCAAUACAUACUUGCCUAUCGUCUUUUCUCAUUGCAUUUUGUAUCUAAAGUAAAAUUUUGUGGUGUAACAGACAUUGUUCCUCGGUGAGCCCGCGGUGUCGAGUGUCAAACUCGUCAUGAUACUAGUAGCUAAGAAUGACGCACUUGAAAAGAAUCUCUGUAAACAUGUUCCGCUUUUUAGGCUGCUGAACGGGUAUCUUAAUAAACACGUCUUGGAUUGAGUUAUAUUUGGGUUAUGGAAGAAACUACGGGACUGCCAAUCUAUACCACAAUAACUUCGUCUGUUACAUGCAGCAUGC
Molecule: messenger RNA, 10210 nt
Organism: Pocillopora meandrina
Lineage: Eukaryota; Metazoa; Cnidaria; Anthozoa; Scleractinia; Pocilloporidae
Source: the annotation of a GenBank genome assembly